UGUUCUUCAGAUCGACAAUGUUUAGUUCUGGGACCUUUUGGGGGCCAAUGAGGAGCUGAACUGCAUAAUUCAAUUAUAUAGUUGUCAAUUAGAACAAUUUUGAUUAUUGCUAAAUUGCAUGUUCUUUCAACAGGUCCUAGCCAUUAUCAUAGGAUGCGUGCCAAUCCUGAGGCGACAGGUCUUUACUUCUGAUGCUCCACUGUACUUCUUCACUGACAGCUGUUUGAUUCUUGGGGAUGCCAUGAUUCCCUGCAUAUUGUUGGCUUUAGGAGGCAAUCUUGUUGAUGGACCAGGACCCGGUAGUUCAAAACUUGGUCUAAGGACAACCGCUGCAAUUGUCUUUGGACGGCUGGUUUUGGUUCCUCCAACUGGACUUGGCAUUGUCAUGUUAGCUGAUAAGCUUGGAUUCCUUCCCGCUGGUGACAAAAUGUUCAGAUUCGUACUCCUCCUUCAGCAUACGAUGCCUACAUCCGUACUUUCUGGUGCUGUUGCCAACUUGAGAGGAUGUGGGAAGGAGGCAGCGGCGGUAUUAUUUUGGGUUCAUAUUUUUGCUAUUUUCUCUAUGGCUGGAUGGAUCAUCCUCUACCUCAACAUACUGUUUUAAGUUAGGAUCAAACAGCAUUGCUACAAAGAGUAAAAAGAAGAGAUCUUGAGAUGGAAAGUUUUUAUUCCUGUUACCAGGAUCGCGCCAGCCUUUCGAAAAGCAGCUGUUUUUAGCUCAUUCAAUUGCCUCAUCAUUGUUUGAGAUUAAGAGAGAGAUGUAUUGAUAUUAUGUAGGAAUAUUACCUAAUAAAUCUAUAAGUAUAAUUAGUCAUGAUGGAGCUAACUAAUUGCUCCUUAUUUGUUAUUGGCUUCUUCUACUGUAUAACCUUAGCUUAUGCUACCUUGAAACUGGCUAUGUCAAAGAUGGACUUGGCAUUUGGCAAAGACAAAGAUGACACUUGAUGUUCAUUUGAGAAAAUAAGUAAUCAGGAAUUAUUUGUGGUA
This is a messenger RNA of Nicotiana tabacum (common tobacco), 987 nucleotides long. The record is from RefSeq and is a predicted model, not a curated record. Lineage: Eukaryota; Viridiplantae; Streptophyta; Magnoliopsida; Solanales; Solanaceae.